UAUUAUGAGCUGCACUCAGUACUGAUCAUCUCGCCGAGUGCCAUAGUCGUCAACGGUUGGAAAAGUUGGCGCGAAGUGUAAAGAAAGCCAUAUGGAGUUCAAGUGCCACAAACAGUGCUUCCUGUUGCCAUAGAUAGUGGAUUACCAUUCGAGUGGGAGAAAGAUUUCCCGCAGAUAACCUGCGACGAUUGGAAAUCGAUAAUUUUAGUCAGUCUGAGCCACGUGUGUACAUAGUUGUAAAUAGUUGUAAAUUUGUAAAUUUGACUGGCUGUGAUUUGUGUUAACCAUAAUGGCCGGCGUGCUUUUCAUAGUAAACAUCCCCUCGGCUAAGUUCGAGAUAAUCCUGCGCCAAAAAGAGAAGGAAAAGUUGGCCAAAAGUAGUUCGGCCGAGCUCACCGAUGAAAAAGGCGACAAAAAAGAUGCUAGCAAUGAAAAUGAACCGUUUCUCACACCUCGACCGCAGAGACACUUGCUAAAGGAUAAGGAAGAUCUACGUCGCAGUUUCUUUGAUCUUACCCAAUGCAAGCCAAAAGAUUCGAAGCCAACAGAAGGCGAGGGUGGUGCUGCAAUACCCCAACUGGUCAUCCCCGUAAUCAACUGUCCGGAUGGCGAUGGUUUGGAUGACCCGAAAUCACCUCAGGAUGAUAAUGAUGCUGCGAAGCAAUCGCUUGCGGUUCCGUUCGAUCGGACCUCGGCUCUGAGAAAAUCUUGGGAAGGUUUCAAAGACAUAUUAAGUUCCGCCCGCAAAGAUAAGGAAAAGGAUCCUCGUGCAGCGGAAGCAGAAAAGUUUAACCUAGAUGCCGAGUCGACCUUAGAAGAUGUAGUGAAGGAGAUUAUCCGGGAGAAGAAAAUUUUCAAUUCGGCCUGGAUCGAAACCAACAAAGGAAAAGGCUAUCAGAUUUCAUUUACCCUAGAAUCCGGCAACAAGUGUGACGAUUUGAUCUAUCUGCUCAGUUCAUGGGGUGUGGGUGAGCGAUUUCAUUCGACCAUCUCUAUAACCUCUUGCACACUGUUCACCGAGCAUCCAGAGGAAGACGAAACCAAUUCAGAGUUAAAUGGCAGCAAAGAUGGCGGAUGGACCAACUUCCUAUCAUCUGUUCGGGCUCGUUUAAACGUAGCACAAAUCGUCGAGGAGGUCAAACACGACGCCUCUAUAACGUUCGAUUUCAUCUCAAUGCUCGGAGUCGCUAGCAUAUUAGCUGCGUUUGGACUGAUUGAAGAUAGCACCUUGUUUCUGCUCGCCAGCAUGCUUAUCUCACCGUUGAUGGGUCCAAUCAUUGCGGGUAUUUUUGGAACUGUGAUUAAAGAAAGAAGCCUACAACUGAUGGGAGUGAGAAACGAAACGAUUGGGAUCUUGUUUGCCAUAACGGUCGGAUUCAUUUUUGGACUAAUUGUGUGCAGUUUGGAUGAACGUUACGGCGUGGGUGAAGGGAUAACGAAUGAAAUGCUAAGCCGGUGUGAGGUACACUCUCUGCUGGUGGGAAUUGCGAUCGCGUUGCCCUCGGGAGCUGCAGUAGCGAUUGCGAUACUAGGCGAAAAUAUCGGAUCGCUUGUUGGCGUGGCGAUCUCAGCCUCCCUGUUGCCUCCUGCAGUCAAUGCGGGUGUUCUCUGGGCGCUUUCUGUUCUAUGUUUUCUUCUCGGAGCGCCAGAUGAACGUUACAGUGCCGUGGUAAAAACUCAGAUAUACUCUGAAAACCAAACGAUUGAACUCUUCGCACUUGGCUGCAUGAGCAUGUGUCUAACGUUCCUCAACAUCUUGUGCAUUUACGUUAUGGGUAUUAUUUUCCUCAAGAUAAAAGAAGUUGCUCCGAUUGUUAAUAAGGAUCAGAAACAAUUCUGGAAGCACGACAUCAAGAUCGCUCGAGAUUACAAUAGGACACUACACUCGACGGACGGAAUGUCCAUGAGCAAGCAGUUAAUCCAUGAAUUGACUACUCUUCACAACCAAGAUCCGGAUGGACGAGGAUUUGGUUCAGAAAUGAAAUUGAGCAUCAGUUCUAGAAAUCAGCACACUUGGUCACCAAAUCACAAUUACCACCAAAGAGAACACAGGCCAACCAUACAAGAAUUAGAAGCAUUAUAUCAAAGUCUGUCGGCUAAUACUGGCGAGGGUCAGUACCACUAUCCGACCCACCAUGCUGCUCCUUCGUUUAUGAAGCUACAUCCUACAUCUCACAUGCGUCCCUCGAAACCUUGGUCACCGUCAAAAGAAGACGGUCAAGCAACGUCCCCAACAGGACGUAUGCGCCAAGCUUCCAAUCCAAAGGACAUCGGACAUCAUCGGCUCCAUCGAUUUACAGAAUCGAUCCGGAGUACCUCUGCGCCACUAUCGAAGAUCCUUGAAAACGUCCCCAGUGAAGGCGUUCCAGGCAUUCGUUCAGGCGGAGUAUUCGGCGAAGGAAACUCCCGGCGAAAUUCCAUCAUGGGAAGACCCUAUAAAUACAGUUUGAAAAAAUCCAACAAAUUUAUCGUCACCCCGGCUUUCGACCCCGCUGCCAAAAAAUAAGAUGCUUGAAGCUACUGUGCCUGAUUAUAAAAAGUAAGAAUUCGUCCAAUAGGAAAAUGUCUGUUCCCAUGUAUUAUUUUAUCGAAUGUUUAUUAUUUGUAUUUGUUUGUCAAUGUUGUUCGAUGAAUUAAAAGCAAAUGUACAUUCUUAGAUUGUAGAUAUUCACAAAUAUGAGCACUAACAUUAAAAACCAGUUGAUAAUGUAAAA
Molecule: messenger RNA, 2714 nt
Organism: Topomyia yanbarensis
Lineage: Eukaryota; Metazoa; Arthropoda; Insecta; Diptera; Culicidae
Exons: 11
Coding region: 290-2506 (738 amino acids)
Source: RefSeq, a predicted model, not a curated record